AUGGCGUUGAAAGCCAGAGCGCUUUACAACUUCCAGAGCGAAAACAAAGAGGAGAUCAGCAUCCAGGAGAACGAGGAGCUCGUCAUCUUCAGCGAGAACUCUCUGGACGGGUGGUUACAGGGCCAAAACAGCCGUGGGGAGACUGGUCUCUUCCCUGCUUCCUAUGUCGAGAUCCUCCGCUCCCGGGCGGGCUCCAACUACACGGACUACUCCAACAGCCCAGUUGGCUCCCCUGGGCACGAGUCUUCCUUCUACUCGGCAUCCCCCAACCCUGGCAUCUCCUACCAGGGCAGUUUUGAGGAUGACGACGAUGAUGAUUGGGAUGACUGGGAUGAUGCGUGCACGGUGGUGGAGGAGCCCCGGAGCGCGCCGGGCACCAACGGGCACCCCUCGCCCAGCCUACAGUACCCGGCGGCCUACGGCCACCACCAGCAUGCUGGCUACCGGCCCAACCAGCACAGCAUGAGCUCCUCCAAGAGGGGCAGCGUGGUGGGGAGGAACCUCAACCGCUUCUCCUGCUUCGUGCGCUCCGGGGUUGAAGCCUUCAUCCUGGGCGACGUUCCCCUGAUGUCCAAGAUCGCUGAGACGUACUGCAUCGAGAUGGGCUCCAAAGGUCCCCAGUGGAGGGCAAACCCCCACCCCUUCAUCUGCUCUGUGGAGGACCCCACCAAGCAAACCAAGUUCAAGGGCAUCAAGAGCUACAUCUCCUACAAGCUGACCCCCAGCAACAUCAACUCGCCUGUGUACCGGCGGUACAAGCACUUCGACUGGCUCUACAACCGCCUCCUGCACAAGUUCACGGUGAUCUCGGUGCCCCACCUGCCCGAGAAACAGGCCACCGGCCGCUUCGAGGAGGACUUCAUCGAGAAGCGCAAGCGGCGGCUGAUCCUCUGGAUGGACCACAUGACCAGCCACCCCGUCCUCUCCCAGUACGAGGGCUUCCAGCACUUCCUCUGCUGCCGCGAUGAGAAGCAGUGGAAGCUGGGCAAACGCCGGGCGGAGAAGGAUGAGAUGGUGGGCGCCAGCUUCCUCCUCACCAUCCAGAUCCCUACUGAGCACCAGGACCUGCAGGACGUGGAGGACCGUGUGGAUGCGUUCAAGGCCUUCAGCAAGAAGAUGGACGACAGUGUCCUGCAGUUGACCAAUGUGGCCUCGGAGCUGGUGCGCAAGCACGUGGGAGGCUUCCGGAAGGAGUUCCAGAAGCUGGGCAAUGCCUUCCAAGCCAUCAGCCACUCCUUCCACAUGGACCCUCCCUAUAGCUUGGAUGCCCUCAACAAUGCCAUCUCCCACACGGGCAAGACGUACGAGACUGUGGGGGAGAUGUUUGCUGAGCAGCCCAAGAAUGACCUGUUCCUCAUGCUGGACACUCUCUCCUUGUACCAAGGGCUCCUCUCCAACUUCCCGGAUAUCAUCCACCUCCAGAAAGGCGCCUUCGCAAAGGUGAAGGAGAGCCAGCGGAUGAGCGAUGAGGGCAGGAUGGACCAGGAGGAAGCGGAUGGGAUCCGCAAGCGCUGCCGCGUGGUGGGCUUCGCCCUGCAGGCCGAGAUGAACCACUUCCACGAGCGGCGUGUGGCCGACUUCAAGAGGAUGAUGCAGUCCUACCUAAGGCAGCAGAUCGUCUUCUACCAGCGCGUCAGCCAGCAGCUGGAGAAGACGUUGCGCAUGUAUGACAACCUCUAACGCCUCCGCUCGCUCUGUCCGCAGCCUUCCAAGCCUCCUCCGUCUGCGACAGGCUGAGAACGAACGGGAACUCAUCACGCUAGUGACCAAAUAACUUUGGGCUUUCUUCCCC
Molecule: messenger RNA, 1792 nt
Organism: Acanthisitta chloris (rifleman)
Lineage: Eukaryota; Metazoa; Chordata; Aves; Passeriformes; Acanthisittidae
Product: sorting nexin-33-like
Biological process (GO): endocytosis; cleavage furrow formation; endosomal transport
Cellular component (GO): plasma membrane; cytoplasmic vesicle
Molecular function (GO): protein binding; phosphatidylinositol binding
Source: RefSeq, a predicted model, not a curated record